UAUUGAUUGAGAGGAGAGGACAGCGAGACAGUUGACAUGCAGCAGACUACUGCAGCAGGGAAACUCAAAGAAGAUCAACAAAGUCAAAAAGAUGUGGAAGUUCCAGAAAAGUUUGGGCUGUUUAUUCCUCCUCUGUGUCUUCGGCUCGACUGAGUGCCGCGUGCUGAAGUUCGUAGUCGCUGUAUUCCGCCAUGGAGAUCGAUCGCCUAUUGAAUCAUAUCCCAGGGAUCCUCAUGGGGAGGAAGUGUGGGCUCAGGGCUUCGGACAACUGACUGAGCUGGGCAUGAAACAACAGUUUGAGCUGGGCAGGUUUCUAAAGAGGCGUUACAGCAACUUUCUCAGCGAAGACUACAACAACAAAGAGUUAUACGUGAGAAGCACUGACUACGACCGUACUCUGAUGAGUGCGCAGGCCUGCCUUGCUGGGAUGUUCCCCCCAACCAGACACCCGCCUCCCAUCAUGCCCCAGUUACUGUGGCGGCCUAUUCCAGUGCACACCAUCCCCAGAGUCCAGGACAAGCUGUUGAAGUCUCCGGGCAAAGAUUGUCCAAGGUUCAGAGCGCUGAUGACGGAGACGUUUGAAAGCGAGCGCUACCAGAGGUUCCUCAGGGCUCACCAGUACUUUGUCGAGAGACUCUCCAACAACACUGGCUACCCCGUCUCCAAACUGGUUGGCAAAAAAAUCUGGAGGGUCUACGACACUCUUACCUGUCAGAGGAUCCAUAACUUGACUCUCCCACGCUGGGCCACCCAAGAUGUUCUGGACACCCUGAAGAGAAUUGCAUCAUUCGAGGUCAUGUACAGCAUCCUCAGUCAUAAGCGGAAAGAGAAGGCCAGGCUCUCGGGAGGGGUGCUGCUGAACGCCAUCCUGAGGAAUUUCUCAAGGGCUGUAGAGCAAGGGAGCUCCCUCAAAUUCAUUAUGUACUCAGCUCAUGACUCUACCCUCAUCACCCUCCAGGCAGCUCUGGAUGUGUACAACGGCCUUCUUCCUCCUUAUGCUGCCUGUCAACUCUUCGAGUUCUACCAGGAGUAUGAUGGGUCCUACUCUCUGGAGCUGUAUUACCGCAAUGACUCCUGGCGGGACCCCUACCCCAACCCUGUGCCUGGAUGCAACGGGUUGAACCCCUGCCCGUUGUCCAUGUUCACUGAGCUGGUGCGGGACGUGGUGACAGACGACUGGGAGGUUGAGUGUGGGUUUAGGACGAGAUUGUCAAGCACAGGUGUCAUAACAGCUCUUGCAGUUGCUGUGGGUCUCCUGGUAGUGGCGCUGUUGUUCAGCAUAGGAGUGGCAAUCCACAGGAGGAGAGCACACUACUCCAGGGAGGUGUAGCGCAGACAUCUGUCACACAUGUGCCAAAAAUACACAGAGGUGCUUCUCUUAUUAUAAUGUGCCAUGUAUUUUAAAACUUUGGAUCCUGAUUUGUUGUGUGGAGGGGGCUGUGAGCUCUUUACUUCUUUUAUGAUUUGUGUUUCUGUGAUUAAAAGAAUAUACAUAG
This is a messenger RNA of Centropristis striata (black sea bass), 1496 nucleotides long. RefSeq names its product testicular acid phosphatase homolog. The transcript has 12 exons. Gene Ontology annotation, cellular component: postsynaptic membrane; lysosome. Gene Ontology annotation, biological process: regulation of neuronal synaptic plasticity; negative regulation of ERBB4 signaling pathway; peptidyl-tyrosine dephosphorylation involved in inactivation of protein kinase activity. Lineage: Eukaryota; Metazoa; Chordata; Actinopteri; Perciformes; Serranidae. The coding region runs from base 92 to 1330 and encodes 412 amino acids. Gene Ontology annotation, molecular function: acid phosphatase activity; receptor tyrosine kinase binding; protein tyrosine phosphatase activity. The record is from RefSeq and is a predicted model, not a curated record.